Messenger RNA from Heterobilharzia americana, 2346 nucleotides. The record is from the annotation of a GenBank genome assembly. Lineage: Eukaryota; Metazoa; Platyhelminthes; Trematoda; Strigeidida; Schistosomatidae.
AUGACAACCGUGCUGGAUGUUUUUGGCCCCACGAGUGAUGACUGCAGUGCCUCGGCAAACAACAUAUGCCAGUUUACGCCUCUUAUUUCGGUCUCACCGAACAGUAAUGAAGACCAGUUGUGCAGUAAACAUGAUUUAUUUCUUGUUGAAUCAGUUCAUGAUGAAUCAUUUCAAAGGUCAUCACCAUCCUCCUUCAAAACACCUAGUAAAGAAGUUUCUUCUCCUGGAUCAUUGGAACUGCCGUCAAUGCCGAGUGACAAGAGUAGCUCUCGUGAUUGUUCAGACGGACAUAGUUCAGUAAACUUUUUAUUUUCCUCAGAUUUGACCGAUACUGAUCGUUCAAACAGUGUUUGUUCCCUUUCUCCCUCAACACAACCAACUGAACAUUUUUCGAAUGCUAAUGAUGAGUUUUUUCUCCUAUGUCCAGAUCGGAUGCUAGAAAGUGCCUUCGUCAGAUCUGUGGGUGCAGACAUGGAUGAUAACCGUGCGGUUUCUAAUAAAAUUCCUGACGGUAUCACUGAUAUCCAAACACCUCUGAAUACACCGCUUCAGAAUUCAUGUUCGAAUGAUGGCAACUACUCUGCAUUUACAUCACUGGCUUACAACGAAUCAGAGACCACUCAAUACAAAUACCACGAUGCUCCUUCAAGACCUGAUUGUCCACAACCUAUUGGAACUAAUACUCAUCCUACCAUAAUGACUGCAUCAUAUGUUUUACCUUCAAAAGUAGGUGUAAAGGUGGAUUCUUGUGUUUCUAAGGUUGGUGGGAUUUUUACUGUUUGUGACCAAUCAACUACAUUUCCUGAGAGUUCUACAUGUCUCCUAAAAUCACCAGAUUCUUCAGCCACUUUUAACUCUCGUCACUUAAGUGAUUUCUGCCAAAGUUCUGAGAAUACACCUGAUUGUAUUCGAAGUCGAGGGAAUUCUGUUCUUGUUCCUGAUUCGUUUGCUCGUCAGCGUGGCGAAAGUAAACUCUUGUAUGACCAGAAUGAUACUGACUUCCAAACGUCAAAACCCACGUGUUCCCCAAAGACAGUCGAUCCACAUACGACGCGAUUUGAUCCCAUUAAUAUAAAAAAUAAGUAUAUUAGUAAUGAUUUUUCCCAUCAACGGGUUCCAGUCAUUACUGGACCAGAAAGAACAACUACUUUUGCUUCUGGAAAAAGAUCCCGGAACGCUUACUCAAGUCCAUGCAUCUUACCAUUGAAGGGACGUAACUGUCAUGCUGAAUCGAAACUAUUAUCUAACUACGGUCAUAUGUAUAAAACGACGGUUGUAUCAGUGACCUCUUAUCCUCCUUAUAGUCUUGAUCAGAAUAUGGCACCUAGUCGAGACUCAAUCACAUUGACCAAAAGAAAAACCUUUAUUAACAACUGGGACUCUAGACACAAUUGGAGAAACAAUGAUAUAAAUCCAGUUACCAAAAUCGAUUAUUCUUCUGUGCCUGGGUUUCAAGAUUCUUCUGCAUCAAAAAGUAAACGCAAAGGUUCAAGAGUAGUGGGACGUGGUGGUAAGCGACAUAAGUCGUUGGAUAGUGAAAUACAUAGUUGUCGUACAAAUCAGACUCCGUCAAAUGUGUCUCUGCAUUCUCUUUUGUUACAAGAUGUCAGUCGUUUUAUCCAAGAUCCCGUACUUCGUCCAUUAUUGCAUCUAUAUGCUCCAACUCCUCUACCACCAUGUAGUCAGCCUAACUUUUCAACGAGUAUAUCUGAUUUGGCUUCUCUAGGUCAAAAGUACUUUCGUUUUCCAAUGUCAUUACGCAAACUAAAAGAUAAACCCAUUGCCGAAGAAAAUAUUUUGAGGUUUUUGGCUAGGUGUCCUAACACCAAAGAAAGAAUAAACUAUUUAAAUCAAGAAAAUUUCUUGGUAGAUGCAUAUCGACGUUCACUUGGUCGAAACUUUUAUUCUACUUACCUCUCCCCUACACCUGAAAACCGAGUCUCACCCUUAAAUCUUUUUAACGUGCAUAAGUUUCAUAUCACUCCCACCGUGGACUGUAUAACGCCUCCUCUUUCCCCAGUUGUCAGUGACGACUUUCAAUGCUGUCUUUCAGAGUUGAAUGAUGACAUUAAAUGUGACCAUAAGUAUCCUGAAGAGAUUAUAUUAUUCGAUCAGCUUGUUAGUGAAGCGCAGAAAACUUGCUUUCAUUGUAAAAUGCAAAUCAUACUACCUAAAAAGCCACUCAUGUGGAAGUCUCAAGAUAAGGAUAGCUGCUUGUCAUUUUGCAGUUCCGGUUGCCUGAUGGAACUAAAGCGACAAGGAACUAGCUACAUAACACCAUCUAUUCCAAAUAAUAACUGUGAUUUUACACUUUCAGUUACUUCAACAAUGAAUCUCAACCAAUAA